Neohortaea acidophila is the source of this 2328-nucleotide messenger RNA. RefSeq lists its product as uncharacterized. Gene Ontology annotation, molecular function: protein binding. The transcript is spliced from 2 exons. Lineage: Eukaryota; Fungi; Ascomycota; Dothideomycetes; Mycosphaerellales; Teratosphaeriaceae. The coding region runs from base 1 to 2328 and encodes 775 amino acids. The record is from RefSeq and is a predicted model, not a curated record.
AUGGCCAUGUCGCGCUCACGCCCUCGACACCGCAUGUCUUCCGCUUCCAACUCCUCCUCAUCCUCCUCCUCUCCCGAACGCGAAGUAGACGAUGACAACGACUCCUUCAUGCAACAGGCCAACGACUCCCAGUCCUCCCUCGGCAUGGACACCUCAGACGACAGCUCCGAAGACGCUGCCGCCCGUCGCGCACACGAACAAAGAUGCCGCGUGUCGCCUGUUCACCGCUUGCCCGCCGAGCUGUUGAUCGCCAUCUUCGCCCGCCUCAACUCCCCCGCCGACCUACAAAGAUGUCUGCUGGUGUGUAAAGAGUGGGCGAGGAAUAGCGUGGGACUGCUCUGGCAUAGACCUGCUAUGAGCAACUGGGAGAACAUUCACACGGUGGUGCGCUCGAUCCGCAAGGCCGACAAGUUCUUUGCCUAUCAGGAUUUGGUCAAACGACUCAACAUGUCCACCUUGACCACCGAUGCCAGCGACGGCACGCUGAUGGGCAUGAGCGAGUGCAAACGCAUCGAGCGCCUGACCCUGACCAACUGCUCCAAACUCACGGAUCUGAGUGUCCAGCCGCUGGUGGAUGGCAAUCGUAGCCUGCUUGCCCUCGACGUGACCAGCCUGGAACAACUCACCGAUCGCACCCUGAGUACCGUCGCCGAAAACUGUCUCCGUCUGCAGGGUUUAAAUGUCACGGGCUGCAGGAAGAUCAGCGACGCGGCCAUCGCAAACAUCGCGCGAAAUUGCCGUCAUCUGAAGCGGCUCAAGUUCAACAACUGCGCCCAGCUCACCGACACCUCCAUCAUGAUCAUUGCCGCGCACAGCACGCAUCUCCUCGAAAUCGACCUCUACGGCCUGCACCGUCUUGAAUCGCCUGCAGUCACUGCGCUCCUAACCUCCUGCCCACACCUCCGGGAAAUGCGGCUUGCGCAUUGCACCCGCAUCACCGACUCGGCCUUCCUCGAUCUUCCUCCCGGCCUAGACACGCCCCUGACCUUCGACGCCCUCCGCAUCCUCGAUCUCACCGACUGCAACGAGCUAGGCGACAAGUCUAUCGAGAAAAUCAUCCAAUGCGCCCCGCGCCUUCGUAACUUGAUCCUCGCCAAGUGCCGCCACAUCACCGACCGCGCCGUCUUCGCCAUCACGCGUCUCGGCAAGAAUCUCCACUACAUCCACCUCGGGCACUGCAAUCGCAUUACUGACGCAUCGGUGGAAGCGCUGGCGAAGAGCUGCACUCGUAUCAGAUACAUUGAUCUCGCUUGCUGCAAUAACCUCUCGGACGUCAGCGUGAUCAAGCUGGCUGGUUUGCCGAAGUUGAAGCGGAUUGGCCUGGUCAAGUGCGCUGGCAUUACGGAUCACAGUCUGAACGCUCUUGCCAUGGGCGAGGUGCGGAAUGGAAGGCGAUUGGGUGGGGUGAGUGUGUUGGAGCGUGUGCACCUUAGUUAUUGCACGCUUUUGACAGUAGAGGGCGUCCACACCCUCCUCUCUCACUGCCCGAAACUCACCCACCUCUCCCUCACGGGCGUUCAGGAAUUCCUACGCGACGAGCUGCUCUCCUUCUGCCGCCGAGCGCCCCAGGAGUUCAACGACCACCAGCGCGAUGUCUUUUGCGUAUUCUCCGGCAACGGCGUGCGAGAUCUGAGACAAUACCUCGACGCCCAGCGAACACAAGCAGCCAUUGUAGCCGCUGCGACUGCCGCCGCAGCCGCUGCACAGGGCCCAGGCGAAGGCAGCGUCACGAUGGGCGAAGGGAGCGACCUGGGAGACGGAGACGACAGAGACGCACACAGCGUUAGCGGAGAGGACGGGACGAUGAUGGUCAAUGUGCACCCCAACCUCUUCCACGCCGCUGGCACUGCGCCUGCGGUUUCUGCGCCUACCGCUGCAGGUGGUGGGAAUGGGGCCGGUGGUGCCAUGCAUUAUCCUGCUCUCCCGGGCCAGACGUACACAUGGCAGCCGCAGCCGCAUCAUCAGCAUCAACAUCAUUGGACCCAUCAGCAACCGCAGUAUCCGCACUACGCUCAGUAUCACGCAACAGGCAACAACGCCAACACGAGCACAACGACAACCGCCGGCCCCGCAAAUCUCAGCUCCAGCGCCCCCGCUUCUACCACAGGCGGCCCAUCCGGUGCCUUCCUGUGGAAUGGCCCGCCCGCACCCCCGCCGCAUCUCUCCCACCACCCUCUCGCCGCUGCCGCCGCCGCCGGCACUGCCGGCCCUGCCGCUGGCGGCGGAGGAGCGCAGCAUGUGACGGGCAUGAUGGGCGCGGCGAUGCUGGAUGAUGUCGACGAGGCUUUUGGCGAGGAGGAGGAGGAGAGUGAGAUGUUGGGCGAUUAG